Messenger RNA from Striga asiatica, 1244 nucleotides. The record is from the annotation of a GenBank genome assembly. NCBI's taxonomy places the organism in Eukaryota, Viridiplantae, Streptophyta, Magnoliopsida, Lamiales, Orobanchaceae.
CGGCCCCCAAUCUCUUUUCCCUAAUCUUAACAAUUCCCACUGCAAAAUCCCAAACCCUAGAAUUUCACCUGCUUUUUUCCUCAUCAACCUCUCUCUCUGCAUCAGUGAAGCAAAAUGGGGUCCAACGAACAAACGGUACUGCAGUUCGUGCCAUCGCCCACAAGCGUGUCGGCUAGGGUUCAUCCACUUGUCUUAUACAACAUCUGCGACUGUUACGUGAGGCGGCCUGACCAAGCCGAGCGCGUCAUCGGCACGCUCCUGGGAUCGGUUUUACCCGACGGCACAGUCGACAUUCGCAACUCCUACGCCGUCCCUCACAAUGAGUCAUCGGAUCAGGUUGCAGUGGAUAUUGAUUACCAUCAGAAUAUGUUGGCAUCCCACCGGAAGGUGAACCCGAAGGAAGUCAUAGUUGGAUGGUUCUCAACUGGUGGAGUGACUCCAGGCAGUGCUUUAAUCCAUGAGUUUUACUCCCGAGAGAUCACCAAUCCUGUUCAUUUAACCGUUGACACCGAAUUUAGGAGUGGGACUGCCGCUAUCAAGGCAUUUGUCUCGAUUAAUCUGUCUCUUGGUGAUCAACAGCUUGCCACACAAUUUCAAGAAAUCCCACUGGACAUGCGCAUGAUCGAGGCAGAGCGUAUUGGAUUCGAUGUGCUUAAGCCGAUGAAUGUUGACAAGCUUCCAAACGAUCUGGAGGGAAUGGAGGCCUCUAUGGAACGGUUGCUUGCUUUAAUUGAUGAAGUCUAUAAUUACGUUGAUGAUGUUGUGGAAGGGCGAAGUGCUGCCGAUACUAAAAUCGGGAGAUUCAUAUAUGAUGCCAUAGCAUCCCUUCCCAAACUACCACCACAUGUUUUUGAUAAACUCGUGAACGAUGGUCUGCAGGACCAACUGCUAUUACUAUAUUUGUCGAGCAUAACAAGAACACAACUCAGCCUAGCGGAAAAGCUCAACACAGCUGCCCAGAUUCUUUAGUCGGUUGUAUUCUCUCGCUAAGCCUGCAUUUUUUGGACAAAUUGUUUUCUUUUCUUAUUUUGCUGCUUUUAGGUUGUUAGCAGCCGAGUUUUGUUUGUACUGUCUGAGUAUAAUUUUACGUGAGAAUUGAUUGAAUAGUCGUUCUUGAUAAGUGGUUUGCCAAUGCAUACAAUAUUUUACUGGAACAUUAAAUGAAAGGUGCAUGUGAUUCAAUUCUUCAGUAUCAAUUUUGUAUUUUUAUUUAUUUUUGUUAUUAUAAGUUCAAAGACAUUCAA